This is a messenger RNA of Nezara viridula (southern green stink bug), 1551 nucleotides long. The record is from the annotation of a GenBank genome assembly. NCBI's taxonomy places the organism in Eukaryota, Metazoa, Arthropoda, Insecta, Hemiptera, Pentatomidae.
AUGAAGUUGUGGAUGCUACCUUUGCUCAUGGUGGGUUACUCUGAUGCAGCUAGGAUUUUGGCCUUCUUCCCGCUUGCGACUAAAUCGCACCACUAUGUCUUCAGGCCUGUCAUGGCUGCUCUAGGAAACAGAGGCCACGAGGUGGUCUAUUACACGGGGUACCCUUAUGAAGGAACGGUUCCGAAAGGAAUCCAACAGGUGGAUUUAUCCAAGGAACUGCCUGACUACCACUCUACCAUAAACUUGAUGGAUUUAGUCUACUCUAGUAUCAUCAAGGAUUUACAAACCCUUUACGGAUUCUCUUUUGUGUUAACACCAUUUAUUUUGGAAAGUCCGAAGGUUCAGAAACUGAUACACUCAGAUGAGAAGUUUGAUGCUGUAUUGUCUGAAUCUUACUUUAUUCAGGAAUACAUAUCUGCGUUUAUACACAAGUUCAACGCUGUAGGAAUCGACAUUGUUUCCUUAGGUGACUCCGGAUGGAUGAACGAACUGGCUGGACUGCCAGACAACCCUGCCUACCAAGUAGACUUCAAAUCAGAGUUGACCCAAAAUAUGAACUUCUGGCAGAGAGUGUACAACAUGUACGUGUAUGCGGUGACCACUAUUGGUGGUUACUACUACAUGAGCGAAAUGGAAAGAUUUGUCGACCAGUAUUUCAACUACACGGGGCACGAGAGCAGGCCUCCUUUCAUGCAACUUUUGUCUAACCGAAGUCUCAUCUUGGUGAAUUACCACAAUGUCGUGGGUUACCCUGUGCCGAAGCCACCCCAUAGGAAGGACGUUGCUGGUGUUACUAUCACACCUAGGAAACCUCUACCCAAGAAAAUGCAAACAUUAAUGGACGAAGCAGUAAACGGUGUCAUUUACUUCUCCCUCGGAUCUAACGUAAAUGUUUCACACCCUGCAAAUAGAAAAGUUAUCGAUGCAUUUAUGAAGGUCUUCAAAACGUUGCCUCAAAAUAUUCUUAUGAAAUGGGAAUCGGCAACAUAUGAGGGGCAACUUCCGAAAAAUGUUCAUUUGGAGAAAUGGUAUCCGCAGCAAGAUGUUUUGGCACACAAAAACACUGUUCUCUUUAUCACCCAUGGCGGUUACCUCAGUCUUCUUGAAGCGGUGCACUUUGGUGUCCCAGUGAUAGGAUUACCCUUUUUCGGAGACCAGGCAAAGAAUUUCCGCUUCGCUGAAGAAGCCGGCAUAGGGAAAAUGCUCAGGCUUGCGGAAAUAAACUACGAUAAUGUAUCAAGAAUGGUGAAGGAAAUUCUGUCAAAUAAAACGUACAAAGAAGAAAUGGCAAGAAGAUCUAAAAUCUUCCGUGACAGGGCUGUGGAACCUCUUGACGAAGCGGUAUUCUGGAUUGAGCACGUCAUCAAGUAUCCAGACGUCCUUAAGCCGACUGCAACCAGUUUGUCAUUCAUCCAGCUGCACCUUAUAGAUGUUAUGUUGUUCAUCAUUGCUGUGUUUUUAGGUGUUGUGAUCAUAGCUUGGAAGUCAAUAAAAGUUUUAUUUAGGGUUUUCAAUAAGAAAACUAUGCAUAAAAAAGAGAAAAGAAGCUGA